AUGACCACUAUGGGUGGCAAAGCAAAAGAGUCCACACCUGAUUCAGUUGGUUCAACUCAACCUAAAAAAGAUGGAAUAUUGGAACGAAUGAAUGUUGGAACUAAAGAAAACGCAAAUGAAGAUGUGAAUCGGAAUGAUACCCCAAAUGGAAAAUUAGAAGGUUCAACGAAAUUUGAUUCUAAUCAAAUAGAUUCAAGUGUCGGGUUGAAUGUUGCAUCAUUGAAUACGAUUGUCGUACCUGAGGUACAAAAAGAUUAUCAAAUUAACAAUGAUUCAACUUCAUUGAAAUCUAAUGGAGGCAAUACGGAAACUCAUUCGAUUAUGAAUAACUCGACCUCGGAAGAAUCGACUACAGAGGAUGAAGAAAAUUGUGAAGAAUCUGCAGAUGAAGAAACGACAACAAUCAGUGCAAUCGAAACUCAUCAACCGACUAAAGUUUCAGAACAAAAAGAUCAAAAAGGUUCUUCGAAUGUUCAACCAUCGCAACAAAAUUCUCAAACUAUCGGUUCUACAAUAAAUUCUGGUAUUCUAGCAUCAGGAAUACUUCUGGAAAAUGAAUCACCUUCUUUGAGUCAAAUGUCGACAAGUAAUUUGCAAAAAGCUCCUGUGAGUGAAAACAAUAAUUGAC
Panonychus citri (citrus red mite) is the source of this 628-nucleotide messenger RNA. RefSeq lists its product as uncharacterized. Lineage: Eukaryota; Metazoa; Arthropoda; Arachnida; Trombidiformes; Tetranychidae. The transcript has a single exon. Bases 1 to 627 code for a protein of 208 amino acids. The record is from RefSeq and is a predicted model, not a curated record.